Molecule: messenger RNA, 8804 nt
Organism: Xyrauchen texanus (razorback sucker)
Lineage: Eukaryota; Metazoa; Chordata; Actinopteri; Cypriniformes; Catostomidae
Product: neurofascin-like
Biological process (GO): brain development; cell-cell adhesion
Molecular function (GO): cell-cell adhesion mediator activity
Source: RefSeq, a predicted model, not a curated record
UUGAGGUAAGGAUGCAAUGAGAGAUAACAGCACCCAGAAGACACAUCAUUAAGGAACUACACUCAUGCUUUGCCUCUUGAUGGCACAGAAAGUAAGCCACAGUGACCUACUCUACUAGUCUAAGGAUUUUUAACCAAGCAAACAGGCGGCAGAAAUGAGUGGGGAAUCUACACUAAUAGACAUGACAGGCCAGCUUACACUUAUCAGAACCGGAGACCUUGCCUGAGAGAUCAUAAGACGUGACUGAAAGUGUGCAAGACAGUAAGAAGCUGGGACAGGAGGGGUCAGCCAAUCGGAGGUGAGAGAUGAGGACGCAGGGGCAGUGGGCGGCACUGGCAGUGUUGUCAAUAAUCUUGCUGCUGUCAAAGGAGGCGGCUCCAAUUGAAGUCCCACUUGACCCAAAGAUCCAGCAAGAGCUAAAACAGCCCCCCACCAUUGUGAAACAGUCACUGCAGGACUACAUUGUGGACCCCAGAGAUAACAUCAUCAUCGAAUGCGAGGCCAAGGGGAACCCAGUUCCAACGUUUCAGUGGCGGCGGAAUGGGAAAUUCUUUAACGUGGUGAAGGACCCACGGGUCACUAUGAGGAAACGUUCAGGAACGCUGGAGAUCAAAAGUAACGGGAAACAGGAGGAUUAUGAAGGAGAGUAUCAGUGCUUCGCCUCAAACGACUUUGGCACGGCAAUUUCCAACAAAAUCCUGCUACGAGUGUCCAAGUCUCCGCUUUGGCCAAAGGAGGUUCUGGAGCCAGUGACAGUGCGUGAGGGGGCAUCACUCGUCCUGCCCUGCAACCCACCUCCGGGCCUCCCUCCUCCUGAAACUUUCUGGAUGGACAGCUACAUAAUGCCUAUAGCGCAGGACAAGCGGGUGUCAAUGGGCUUGAAUGGUGACCUGUUCUUCUCCAAUGUUUUGGCCAAGGAUGCCAGCACUGACUACAGCUGCAACGCUCGGUUCGAGUUCACGCACACCAUUCAGCAGAAGAACCCUUUCACCCUUAAAGUGCUUACAACGCGUAAUGUGCUAGAAACCCAGCCUAGGUUUCUGUCUCCAAAGGGGUCGUCCAGCUCCAAGAUGGUCCUCAGAGGAGAACAGCUUCUUCUGGAGUGUAUAGCAGCUGGAGUCCCAACCCCUACCAUUAAUUGGUUUAAAAGAGGAGGAGACCUGCCAUUACAAAAAGUCAAGCUUGAGAAUUUUAAUAAGACAUUACACAUCCACAACGUGUCCGAAGAAGACUCUGGUGGCUACACCUGCAUGGCCAGCAACAAGAUUGGCAGUAUUCAACACUCAGUUGAAGUUCAGGUCAAAGCUGCUCCUUAUUGGCUAGAUAAGCCCACCAAUCUGGUGCUUGCCCCUGAAGAAAGUGGACGAUUAGUGUGCCGUGCCAAUGGGAACCCUAAACCAACUAUCCAAUGGCUGGUGAAUGGGGAACCAAUAGAGAGUUCACUGCCAAACCCAAACCAGAACGUGCUUGGUGACACCAUCCUGUUCAAUUCGGUACAGAUUGGCAGUAGCUCUGUCUACCAGUGCAACGCCUCCAACGAGCAUGGCUACCUACUGGCCAAUGCAUUCGUCAACAUCCUGGACAUGGCUCCACGGAUACUAGGGCCAAAGAACCAGCUGAUCAAAGUUAUUGAAAACAACAGGACCUUCCUUGACUGCCCUUUCUUUGGUUCACCAAUCCCUACACUGCGCUGGUUUAAGAAUGGCCUAGGCAGUGGUCUGGAUGGUGGUCAUUACAAGUUGUACCACAAUGGUACUUUGGAGAUCAAACAAGCUCAGCUAGAAGACCAGGGCACCUACACCUGUGUUGCCAGCAACAUCCUGGGCCAAAUGGAGAAUCAGGUGCGCCUGGAGGUCAAAGAGCCCACAAGAAUAGUGCGGGCCCCGGAGCAUGUCACAGAACCCAGAGGCAGCACGGUUCGCUUUGAAUGUCGAGUUAAAAAUGAUCCAUCGCUCCCUGCUACAGUCACAUGGCUGAAAGAUGACGAGCCUCUAACCUUCAGCUGGAUUGGCCGGUUGAAAAAGGAUGAUCAAACCUUGACUAUUCUCAAUAUUAAUCCAGACGAUGGGGGCACAUACACAUGCACUUGGAAAACAGAAAUAGAUGAAGACUCUGCUUCAGCUCAUCUUACAGUUAUAGAGGAUGACAUCUCGUCUGCCUCAAAUCGUAGUGCCUCUGCAGGUCGACCCGACCCCCCUCAGGAUCUUGAGCUUUCUGACCCGUCAGCUCGCAGUGUCAGACUCACCUGGGUACCUGGGAAUGAAAACAACAGCCCUGUUACACAUUUCCUAGUACAAUUUGAAGAGGACAGGUGGGAGCCGGGGAAGUGGCAGAACCUGUCAAUACAUGAUGGGAACCUAAACUCAGUUAACCUGCAGCUGUCACCCUUUGUUAACUACCAGUUCAGAGUCAUUGCAAUCAAUGCUGUGGGCCAGAGUCAACCCAGCCACCCCUCUGCACGAUAUCAGACCAGUGGAGCUCCACCUGAUAUUGUCCCAAGUGGUCUAAAGGGCUGGGGAAGUAAAAAAAACAAUAUGGAGAUCACAUGGCAGGCCCUGCAGAACACAGAAAGGAAUGGGCCAAACCUGCAAUAUGUGCUCUUCUGGAGAAUACAAGACUCUGAGGAUGAGUGGAACAACAUAACCACCACCAGAGCUAAGCAUGUUGUCCAUAAAACAGACAUCUAUGUCCCUUUUGAGAUCAAAAUACAAGCCAUCAAUGACUUUGGACAUGGUCCGGAGUCAAACAUAGUCAUCGGUUAUUCUGGGGAAGACAAACCGUCCGCUGCACCAACAGAACUUAAGGUGUCAAAAAUCAACAGCACCAAAGUAAAUGUUCACUGGACCAGUGUUGACCCCAGAACUGUGAACGGAGAGUUUAGGGAGUACAAGUUGUACUACUGGCGCGAGGCAAGCCUGAUAAAGGGCCUAAAAGUGAAUAAAACAAAGCUGCAUAAAGGAUUUUUCACAACAGCAGGCCAUCCAUCUGGUAUCCUGACAGAACUCUCUCCAUAUAGCAAAUACAAAAUGUACAUGGUUGUGGCUAAUAGAGAAUAUGAGGGACCACAAAGCAACACUGUGGAGUUUCAGACCAAGGAGGGAGAACCAGGGGCUCCAAAGUACUUAAAGAUUCAGAGACACACAGAUGUGGUUCACCUGAAGUGGGACAAGCCUCUCGAGCCAAAUGGUAUCAUAAUUGGAUACACACUCCAGUACCACACAGUGAAUGGGACUCAGGCGGGGGAGAGGAGGGUCCAGAGUUUUCCACCCAACUUGACAGAGUACAUCAUGAAGGUGCCUCACCGUUUCACACGCUACAAGUUCUACCUAGCAGCUCGCACGCAGGUCGGGGCAGGAGAGGUAUACGCUGUGGAGUCGCCACAUUUUGCAAAUGAAGGCACCCCAGAUACUGACUCAACAGUUGUAGCGGUUAACUUUACAGAUGCCUUGAUGUUCGAAACCCCUCCCCCUCCCCCUCUUUCAACUGCCCCAAUCCCAACAAUACUUACCCCAGAACCAGCCACACCAGCCCCUACAACUGCUGCUCCACCCAAACCUACUACUACUACUACUACCACUACUACAACUACUACUAUCACCACAACUACAACAGCCUCCACCACAAUUCUUCCUGUCCGGCCUGUUCCACCUAAAACUGUGGAUUGGAAAAUGCUGGCCCCGAAUGUAAAGAUCUGGAAUCUGACAGUGGAUGCUAACAAUGACUAUGCUAACGUCAGCUGGAAGCACAACUUCUCCGUUGACAGCAGCGAGUUUGUGCUAGAGUUCACACUGGACAGUAAUGGGUCGAUGAGAAGCAUACAAGUAAACCAUCAGCCUCCCAUUAAGCUGGCAGGGCUGGUGGCUGGGGCCAAGUAUCGCUUGCGGGUGUAUUCCCAUGAGCACCACUCCAUCAGCAGCGACUAUGUCAUGUUCGAGACAGGCAGAGCCUACAAAGAGCAGGAGGACAUUGCUACUCAGGGCUGGUUCAUUGGGCUGAUGUGUGCGGUCGCUCUAUUGGUUCUUAUCCUGCUCAUCGUCUGCUUUAUCAAGAGGAGUCGUGGAGGAAAAUACCAUGUGAGCGAAAAGAAAGACCUCCCAUUAGAUCCUGUUGACCAUAAAGACCAAGACGGAUCGUUCGACUAUCAGUCCCUUGAAAGGGAAAGUAGUGACGAGGACAACAAGCCAUUGCAGGGCAGCCAGACCUCCUUGGAUGGGAAUGUAAAAGAGAGUGAUGACAGUCUGGUAGACUAUGGUGAAGGAGGGGAUGGUCAGUUCAAUGAGGACGGCUCCUUCAUUGGCCAAUACACAGUAAAGAAGGACAAAGAGGAGACGGAGGGGAACGAGAGCUCAGAGGCCACAUCGCCUGUUAAUGCCAUCUACUCUCUAGCAUAGCACCCUGACCUGGAGAUGGCACCACCAGCAGGCCGGAGGUUGCCACUACAUGCAUUAAAUUAAAUAUAUAUAUGAAAAAGUAUUCACAUUGAUAGCACUGGAGUGCAUGAUCCUUCUGAACAAGGGAUGGGAGGGAAGAAAACGAAUGCAGGUAAUCCAGCUGGUGUUUGCAAACUGUUGAAGAGACUGUGUUUAAGGAAUUUAGACUAUCACCUGGGUCCCCAUGCCCCACACAGACUUUAGUGUGCCUAUUGGGCCAUGGGGUGGAAACGUGGGACUUUUAAGCUUUUUGUGUGGCUUAUGCUCUUCUUUUUUUAUUUUGAAAAUCUUGAAUCUGCCCUUUCCUCCAACUCACUGUAGCUAGUAUCAAAGAAAAGGAGAUACAAGCUCCGGUCCUUUGACAUAUCAACUGCGGGUCGACUUAGCUGCAGAAUGUCGGCAAAUACGUUUAUCAUAUUGAUAUUUCCGCAGUGAAUGAUCCAGCAGAUAUUGUAGAUGCGUCCAAAACAUGAAUUCUGUAUAGAGUGCUGGCACAGUUUGUCUGUGCUACAUAAAACUAUGCACUAGGUGUUAUGCCAUCUUGCUUUUGGGUUGAAAUUGGAUGUUGUAAUCUUAAGUUUUUGUUUAUUUUGACUUUGCAAAAAACAACACCCGUGGUCCAUGAAAAGAUAUAGAGUAUACUAUAACUGGACUGAUGCCGUGCUUUUAUUUUCACUGGCUAUAUACUGACGAUAAAAUGCCACUACUGCCAUCAAUGUUUAUAGGCUGAGGUUAGAUGGCAUCCCUUGUAAAUGAUGAAAAAAAGACAUUAUUUCGAAGCAUGGUAGUAUAUUAGUGCAAAGGACAAUGGAGAGGUUGUACUUAGAAGAGUCUCUUGAUAGAUAUCCAAUGAUAUUUUCAUUUUUUUUAAACCUUGCUUUAUAUAGUCCUCAAAAUAGAAUGACAAAAUUGAUCAUAUUUGCUCCUCAUUAAUUUUUUUCCGCUCUUUUUUUUAAUCAGCUUGGUUAAGAUCUUGGUGUCAGAGUAGCUUUAUUCAGGGAGUCUAAAAAAGUUUGGGGUGCAUCAAUACAUUGGUGGAUUGUCAUUUAAAGAUUUAGAGGCACUAGAAACCUCAACAUAGAGAAUCAGCCAUAAACUGAGCUGAGCAUUUGGGAAUCUUUUGCUGUUAGUAUACAAUUCUAAUGAAAAAGGUGAUAGCCCCUUAGACUUUUACUACUCAAUCUUUCCAGAAGUAAAUCCUGUAGCCACAAAAUGCAGUGCAGAGAAAUGUACAUAUUUGAUAUUACAUAUUAGUAACUAGGUGUUUUAGAACAAAUAUUUAAAUUCAAGUCACUAAUCAAACGUAAGCAAAUUUGUGACAUUGACCAUGUUAACUCAAAUCGCUCAAUUAACAUCAUAAGAUGUUCUUUGGAACAUUCUCAAAUCAUGCUGCAAUAACAUGGAUCCUCAGGUUUUCAAAUUAAUUCAUGUACAUUUUUUUGUUAUGUUGAUGAUAGAAUUUAUAAUGAAACAUUUUGUAUUCAAUUCGAAAUGGAUGCAAAAUAGAAGCACUUUCACUAAUGGUCUCAGACCUUUGGACCCCACUAUAUAUUUAUCUUGAUUUUCUUAAAAACAAAUUAAAAAAAAUAAUAGGGACUAAUAUAUUAAUAAUUUAUUGAUGACUGCACAUGCAAAUGUAACAGCUAAUUUGAUCUGAGGUACUCAGUUGUUAUUUAAUACAUUGUGAAAUCUUCUCUGUGUUAUGUAGGAUGAAAACUUCAGAGUUCAAACUACAAUGGCGGCCAAAAGGAAAUUGGUAAUUUAAUUCAGAAAGUGGCAUUCAACUGAUCACAAAGUAUAGUCGGGACAUUACUGAUGUAAAAAACAGCACCAUCACUAUUUGAAAAAAAAAUAAUUUUUGAUCAAAUCUAGACAGGCCCCAUUUCCAGCAGCCAUUACUCCAACACUUUAUCCUUGAGUAAUCAGGCUAAAUUGCUAAUUUGGUUCUAGAAAAUUACUUGCCAUCAUAUAAAACAUAGUUGAAAGCUAUUUGGUUUGUUAAAUGUAGCUUAACAUCGUCUUUGUGUUUGUUUUUGAGUUGCCACAGUAUAAAAUUGACUGGCAUGUCUUAAGGUCAAUAUUUGGUAAAAAAUGGCAAAAAACGCUAUACAAUAUUUGAAACUGCCAAAAAAACUGAAGAUGUCAUACAAAUGUGUACAUUACAGUCUUCAAAGAUAAAGGACAACUGGCUCUAACAAGAACAGAUAGAGAUGUGGAAGGCAAGAUGUACAACUAAACAAGAGGAUAAGUACAUCAGAGUCUCUAGUUUGAGAAAUAGACGCCUCACAUGUCCUCCGCUGACAGCUUCAUUGAAUUCUACCCGCUCAACACCAGUUUCAUGUACAACAGUAAAGAGAAGACUCAGAGGUGCAGGCCUUCUGUGAAUUAUUGCAAAGAAAAAGACACUUUUGAAACAGAAAAACAAAAAGAAAAGUUUAGAGUGGGCAAAGAAACACAGACAUUGGACAACAGAUAAUUGGAAAAGAGUGUUAUGGAUCUUAACUCCAUUGAGCUUUUGUGGGAUCAGUUAGAUUGUAAGGUGCGUGAGAAGUGUCCGACAAGACAGCCACAUUUAUGGUAAGUGCUACAGGAAGCGUGGGGUGAAAUGUCAUCUGAGUAUCUGGACAAACUGACAGCUAGAAUGGCAAGGAUCUGAAAAGCUGUCAUUGCUGCACAUGGAGGAUUUUUUUGAUGACAACUCUUAGUUUUUUCACGUUAUGAAUGUCCUGUCGAUACAUUGCGAUCAGUUGAAUGCCAUUUUUGUGAAUACAAGAACCAAUUUCUUUCCAUAAGAGCAAAAUCUGUACAUUACUCCAAACUUUUGGCCUCUGCAUAUUAGGACAUUACUUGUGGCAAUGAAAAAAUUAUUAAACUUAAUGUCACUAUGAAAGGGUGGUAUGUCUUAUUUGUUAAUUGUGCUGCUCUUUUUUGCUAUUAAUAUUGUUGUAUCAUGCUAUUGUGUUAAUAUAUUCAAAUUUAUUUAAUGUAACUUUUACACAAGGAAAGUGGAAAUGUUGUUUAUAAUUUUUUUCAAAAAGGGUCUCAAUCUUGUAAUCAUCUAUGUAAAGAUCCUUUUUUUUUUUGCUGGUUUACUGUAUUACAGUAAAGUAUCUGAAUGCAUAAUAAUUCAUAAUAAAAAUGCUUUUGGUGCAUCCCAAAUUGGAAGACUCCAUGCACAGGUUUGGAUUCAGGUUCAGCCAAAUGGGUGUGCUUAGCUGUGGUCUUUGGUAUUUCAAAGAGACUUGUUUUUGUGUCUUGACAUUUUAUUGGAUUUUAGGUGACAUGAUGAACCUCUGUAAAAGAUUUGUCACUAAUGUCCUUAUUUCAAAGCACCAUUUAUGAUUAUGUAAUUAACAAUGCUGUAGAAUUGUACCAUUGUAGCGUUCUGCACAAACCUAUCGAUUAGCAACCUUUUUUGUAAACAACAUUUGAAUUGUGUUAUGCGAAAGAAAUGUUUUGUCAUUUCCUGUUCAUGUAUUACUGCACGUCUAGGCCCAGCUGACUGCUUUUUGAAAGGGCUGAAUAUCAGGUCAUAACGUCCUGACAGGGUUGUGAUGUCCUAUUCAAUGCCUUCACAUUAAAGAAAUUGUGUUUCAUUAAUUCUGCUUUCUCCUGUACCUCAAAGCAAUACUCUCCUCAUUUGCCUUUUGCUGUUCUGUUUUCUGCAUAGUAGGCCUAGUCUUCCAACUUUUUUUCGAGUAACUUGUGUGCACAGUCAACUCUGUAGAUCACAUAUUCUGGUGUUCUCAGACUGUAUCUCUGUGAGUGAUGCAGCACAACAUUAAGGCUAUUCAGAGAUGGAAUAUCAAAGUUAGCUUGAACACAUUUUGCCCCACCUUGCCUUGAACUACAGCAGCCAUUUUUAACGUCUGCACAGAUUGUUGUCCCUGCAUCCCUGUUGUGGUCGACUGACAAAGUUCAUAAAAUGUAUACUAUUAUAUAUUUGUAGGAUAAAUUGCAAAUUUUUUCUUUCUCCCAAUGUCAGAUCAUUUAUGUACUUAUUAACUGACAACAUAUUCUAUAAAACAAGAAUGAAGGUAAUUGUCACAACGGACCCCAAAUGCCUGUGGUGGUUUGCUGGUUAUCAUCUUGUUCAGGAUAAGUUAAUGUAUUGUAUUUUUUAGCCAUUGAUGCAUCAGAUCAGCUUUUAAAAAUGGCUUAUCGUACAGGUUAACAGUGUUUUUCUGUAAAUCGGGUCAUAGAAAAAUGGCCAAUCAUUGUGUUCACCAUGUAUGCGUGUAUGACAAGAUGCUGCAACUUAGUCUGCUUGAGACGCCUUUCUUUAUAGUAAAGUUGUGUCAUUUUUCAACCUUCUGAUCCGUCUUUGCCUCUCAUUACUGUAUUUGCUCUUGUUUUUUCUGUUUGAUAAACACA